Messenger RNA from Cajanus cajan (pigeon pea), 450 nucleotides. NCBI's taxonomy places the organism in Eukaryota, Viridiplantae, Streptophyta, Magnoliopsida, Fabales, Fabaceae. The record is from RefSeq and is a predicted model, not a curated record.
AGAUUCAUUCCAUCAGGAUUUGGCGCAGAAGAAGAAAGAAUAAACCCUCUUCCUCCAUUCCAAGCUAUCCUCGAUAAGAAAAUAAACAUUAGAAGGGAAAUUGAAGCAGCUGGGAUCCCUUACACUUCUGUCUCUGCAAAUUGCUGUGCUGCAUACUUUGUCAAUUAUUUACUUCGCCCAUAUGAAAAAAGGAACCAAAUUGUUGUCUAUGGCAACGGUGAAGCCAAAGCUGUACUAAAUUAUGAAGAAGACGUUGGUAUGUAUACUGUUAAAGCGGCAAAUGAUCCAAGAACAUGCAAUCGUGUGGUUAUUUAUAGGCCUCCCAAGAAUAUUAUAUCGCAAAAUGAGUUGAUAUCACUGUGGGAGCAAAAAUGUGGUUACACUUUCGGGAAGGCUUUUGUUUCAGAAGAAGAAAUUGUCAAGCGCUCACAGAGUAAGACAUUUUAUUAA